Messenger RNA from Acanthosepion pharaonis, 747 nucleotides. NCBI's taxonomy places the organism in Eukaryota, Metazoa, Mollusca, Cephalopoda, Sepiida, Sepiidae. The record is from the annotation of a GenBank genome assembly.
AUGAAUGCUGCCACCACUGCCAGGUUGAGGGCAGUAGAGACACCUGCUUGCAGGCGAACCCGUCAAUUCAGAGAUGCUACGGCAAUAGCGACCGCUAGGGCUGCUGAGAGACCACUCCGUAGAUCUUUUCAAAAUGCUACAAAUGCUGCGACCACUGGCAGGUCAAGGGCAGCUGAAACAUUCGACCACAUGCGCGCACAUCAAUCCAGGGACGUUGCUGCAACAGCUAGGUCGAGGGUGUCCGAGACAGAGCUGCAGCAGGCAACCUGCAAUUCCCGCAAUGCUGCAGCGACUUCUGCUGCCAGAAACUCCAAGGGCCCAAAGACAAGAGCAAAAAGUCUUUCUUGGGCUGCAAACAUGGCCACUGUGCGCUUAUCUCAAACUCCCCAAGCUCACCACAUAUGCCUAGACAGCAACAUUCAGUGUUUUGCCGCCCGUGGUGUUCCCUGUCCCAAAACCUGGAUUGGUGUUUUGCUGCCGUCGGGAAGAGUUCCUUGCAGGGACGUCAUUCUUUCCGUCAGCAUUGAAAUUGACGCCGACAAACAGCCUCGUGAUGAAGACGAACGCCACUACAAUGCUCCUGUGUGCAACGAGAUAUUGUCCUCAAAUCAAGAGUUGGCACUCUUCGCAGAAUUUCAGAGGCCUAUCGAUCAUAUGACGCACUGCAGUACCCUUUACUUUUCCCUUAUGGUGACAAUGGCUACUACUUCGGCUUUCCCCUUCAUACUCCAGGUGGCCAACCUAUAA